AUGUACAAUCUGACCUUUUCAAUGGUGCGUGGGCAAGGAUACGAUGGAGCUAGCAACAUGAAAGGUAAUGCUAAUGGCCUGAAAAAACUGAUCAUGGAUGAGUCUCCUUCUGCCUACUAUGUUCAUUGUUUUGCCCAUCAACUACAACUAACUCUGGUUGCUGUUGCUAAGGAGAGUGGUGAUUGUACUUGGUUCUUUCAACAACUUGCAAACUUGUUAAAUGUUCUUGGCAUGUCUUGCAAGAAGAUGAGGAUGCUUCGGAUUGCUCAAGCCGAAGAACUGAUAGCUGCAUUGGAUUUGGAAGAAGUGGAAACAGGGACUGGGCAGAAUCAGGAAAUGGGUUUGGGAAGGCCAUGUGACACACGAUGGGGCUCUCACUUCAGAACUGUGAACCGUGUCCUAUCAAAUUAUGCUGCAAUAAAACGAGUCCUUAGGAAAAUUGGAGAUGAAUACCAUGGCGCAGAGGCUCAAGCGGCUCUAACUGUGGAGACAUCCUUUGUGUCAUUUGAGUUUGUUUUCAUGGCACACUUGAUGCAGGAAAUCUUUGGAUACACAGAUGAUUUGAGCAGAGCUUUGCAAAUGAAAGAGCAAGAUAUAGUUCAUGCUAUUGAGCUAGUUGAUUGCACAAAGUUUUACUUGCAGGCAUUGAGGUCUGAUCCUAGAUGGGAUGAUUUUCUUGUGACGGUAACAUCUUUCUGUACAAAGCAUAGGGUCAAAGUUGUUGAUAUGAAUGCUCGUUACUAUCCAGUUGGGCGACCUAGAAGAGUUGGUAUCCAUAACGGUGCAGAUAAUUACCAUCGCUUCCAUGUUGAUAUGUAUGUGAGUGUCAUUGAUAGGCAGAUUUCUGAGUUGAACGGCAGAUUUGAUGAGGUAAACACUGAGCUACUUACUUGCAUGGCAGCAUUCUGUCCACUUCGUGCAUUUGCUGCCUAUGAUAAAAAGAAGUUGGUUAAUCUUGCUUCAAAGUUUUAUGCUACUGAUUUCUCAAGUGAUGAACUAGCAAGACUUCCCUGGCAAUUAGACAUGUAUAUUUGUCAUGUGCGCAGAGAUGGAAGGUUUACAAACUUGAAGAGUAUAAUUGAACUUUCAGCUAUGCUUGUGGAGACAAACAAACAUCAACAAUACUUUCUUGUUUACAAGCUUCUUAAGUUGGUACUGAUUUUGCCGGUAGCUACUGCUAGUGUUGAAAGGGUAUUCUCCUCAAUGAACUAUGUGAAGAAUAAGCUAAGGAACAAAAUGAGUGAUGAAUAUUUGAACAAUGCUUUGGUUACAUUUGUUGAGAGAGAUUUCUUCAGUCAAGUGAAGGAUGAAGAUGUCAUCAAAAUCUUCCAACAAGGCGAUCGCAGAGUUACAUGGUAA
Messenger RNA from Lolium perenne, 1359 nucleotides. RefSeq lists its product as uncharacterized. Lineage: Eukaryota; Viridiplantae; Streptophyta; Magnoliopsida; Poales; Poaceae. Gene Ontology annotation, molecular function: protein dimerization activity. The record is from RefSeq and is a predicted model, not a curated record.